Molecule: messenger RNA, 2928 nt
Organism: Lactuca sativa (garden lettuce)
Lineage: Eukaryota; Viridiplantae; Streptophyta; Magnoliopsida; Asterales; Asteraceae
Product: pentatricopeptide repeat-containing protein At1g08070, chloroplastic
Biological process (GO): RNA modification
Molecular function (GO): protein binding; RNA binding
Source: RefSeq, a predicted model, not a curated record
UGUUUGAAUUUGUAAGAACAACUAACACCAAAAUUUAUUUUUUAUAUUCUUUUUGGUUUAAAAUUGUCCCUACAUGACAUUAAAUAUUAGCAUCAAAUUUGAUAUUGAUAAACAUCAAAUUUAAAGUUAUACUAAUCAUUAACCCUAAAAUGCAAAUUUGCUUACUGCUCUUUUGUUCCUUACUUAAAAUUGUAAGUUCACUCCCAACUUAAGGACUACAUUCUAGCAAUAUUGGAAAUUUGAACUGAACUUGUAAUUUUGAAUAAAAUAUAUUGAUUAAAUGAUGUUGGUAACAUUGUAAUCGACUCCAGUCAAGAUCAAUAUCAAGAUCUUAGGAUCCUAACUAUGAUCAUAAGAUCUUAUCCAAUCCGACCUCACCUCUUUAUUUUGUAUUCUAUAGUCAAGUGUUAAACUUCUAAUUUCUACUUAAAAGUCUUACAUAUAGCCUAAUAAAUUUCCCAGUCUAGCUUGAAAUUAAGCAUCAAUAUGUCGUUUAUUCAACUUAAAAUUGAGCAUUCCGUAUCGCAGUAAUCCUUAUAGAGAAAUCACAACUUUAUACAUUCAUCUCGAAUCACGUAAAGCAUUGUAUCGGGCCGUCUGGUAUACACUACACGAACCGUCUCGUGGUCUACAUGGCCACGGAAAACGCCCAUGCACACUACCCCGACCAUUCGUGGUUGGGCGUGUUCGUGGUGAUUUGUGGUGGGCAGGACGAAGGACCACGACCUUCUUCUUUCUCAGAGCAGCCUUCUUCUUCUUCUUCUCUCUCUCUUCUUCGUGGUCGUGAAGGGUACACCAGCAAUAGUUCAUGGUUGGUGAUGGUCUCGUGGUUCCGUUGUUCGUGAUAUGUAUAGCGGACGGCCUCAUAUAUUUCUAUCUAUUUGUGGCAUUUAACUAUAUAUGUGUACAAUGAUCUUGUUUCUUUUUCCACUUAAGAUGUUUCCUUCCUAAUUCUUGCCCUUUUGCAUCUACAAAAGUUAUAAUUAAAAUAAGAAAUUAAAGUUGAUUUUAUCUAUGUUUUAAACAAUAUCAUAUUGUAACAAGUGACCGUACAAACAAGAUAUGUUGCAAAUAAGUUUAAAAACUAGUUCAUUUUUAUAGGAUCUGGUUUCUACGUUUUCGGGUAACAGAAGUUAAAAAAACAUAUCUUGAUGAUGAUCAAACAACAUAUCGCCCCUCUUUCUAUACUUUGAGUCUUUGAUAUGCCCUCAUUCAGUCCAUCUCCAAUCAGUCGUUUGCUAUUUCAAAGUUUUCAACCAUGAAUUCCACAGGCCGAAUGCUCCCACAAAUUCAACACACCAAUAAAACCACCUACACCUACAACACCAUGAUAAAAACUCAUCUCUCAAAUUCCAACACAAACCCACAAAUGGCGUUGGAGCUUUAUGUUAAAAUGAAAAGAAAUGGGAUCAAUUGUGAUAAUUAUACAUACCCAUUUGUCCUGAAGGCGUGUAAGAUGAUAUGCGGACUGUGGGAAGGCAGACAGGUUCAUGGUGAAGUCAUGAAAGCCGGGUUUUUUGAUUCCGAUGUGUUUGUGAGAAAUGGGCUGAUUGGAAUGUACUUCAAGUGUCAGCAGAUGAGUUGUUCCAGGAUUUUGUUUGAUGGGUUCCAUGGAAAAGAUUUGGUGUCAUGGAAUUUGAUGUUAGGCGGGUAUGCAGAGUGUCGGAAUAUGGUGGAAGCACAGAAGCUGUUCGAUGAAAUGCCUGAAAGAGAUGUUGUUUCUUGGUCCAUUAUGAUUGAUGGGUACGGCAAGAAAUUAGGCCUCGUAACUCACGCACGUAUGCUGUUCGACCAAAUGCAUGAACGAGACUCAGUUUCAUGGAACACCAUGAUUGAUUCAUACGCCAAAAUCGGCAACAUGGUAGCAGCUCGGGAACUAUUUAACCUAAUGGAUCACAAAACCCUAAUUUCUUGGACCAUUAUGAUCAAUGGCUAUUCACAACACCAAAAUCCCAAAGAAGCAUUAACCCUCUUUAAUCUAAUGCUUUCCCACAACGUAAAACCCGAUAAAUUUUGCGUCAUAGGUUCUAUAUCAGCAUGUGCCCAAUUGGGCGCACUCGAUUCAGGACGGUGGCUUCAUACAUACAUCAAAAAGACAAAAAUACCCCUUGACAUCGUGGUAAACACGGCCCUCAUCGACAUGUAUAUGAAAUGUGGUGGAAUUGAAGAGGCACGUGCGGUUUUCAAUAGUAUGUUGGAAAGAAACGUUAUUACUUAUAAUGUUAUGAUUUCCGGACUUGGAAUCAACAAUUCCGGUGCCGAAGCUUUGAGUUAUUUUUAUCAAAUGGAGCAAGACGGAAUGGAAUUGGACGAUUUGGUAUACGUGAGUGUUUUAUCAGCUUGUAGUCAUGCGGGAUUUGUGUCGGAAGGUGUUGAAAUCUUUAAAAGAAUACGAAAUCCGAAGGUGGAACACUAUGGAUGCUUAAUAGAUCUUCUUGUUCGAAAGGGCGAAUUUGGAAAAGCGUUAAAUUUUAUCGGAUCAAUGCCAAUGGAACCGAAUGUAGAUUUGUGGGGUUCGGUUCUUUUAGGGUGUAGGGUAUGGAAGAAUGUUAGAUUGGGUGAAUUUGUGGUGGAUCGGUUGAAAGAGAUUGGUGGGGAUGAUCGUGGGGUUUAUGUUCUUAUGUCGAAUAUUUAUGCGGAUAGUGGAAUGUGGGAUGGUGUGGCGGCGAUGAGGAGGAUUGUGGCGGUGAAAGGGGUGGUGGAGGGUGGAAAGAGUGUGAUUGAGGUGGUUGGUGGCGGUGUUGAGGAGUUUGUUUCCGGUAAAAUUGGUGGGGUUCGUGGGGCUGUUAUUGAAGAGGUUGUUUGUAGUUUAUCUAAGAUGGUGGAUUUGGAAUAGGAGAGUUAAAUAGAAGAAUGUAUUAAAGAGGUUAUCAAAACAUUUUUUAAUUUGAUAAUUAAUUUUUUAACACCCGUAAGUUUUGAUGUAAA